This is a messenger RNA of Ceratitis capitata (Mediterranean fruit fly), 5247 nucleotides long. RefSeq names its product probable nuclear hormone receptor HR3 (gene Hr3). Gene Ontology annotation, biological process: regulation of transcription by RNA polymerase II. Lineage: Eukaryota; Metazoa; Arthropoda; Insecta; Diptera; Tephritidae. Gene Ontology annotation, cellular component: nucleus. The record is from RefSeq and is a predicted model, not a curated record. The transcript is spliced from 9 exons. Gene Ontology annotation, molecular function: nuclear receptor activity; zinc ion binding; RNA polymerase II cis-regulatory region sequence-specific DNA binding. The coding region runs from base 1772 to 4657 and encodes 961 amino acids.
UUUAAACUAAAAAUACUUAAAAUUGUUUAUAAAACUAAAAUAAAAACCAUUGAAUAAUAUACACUAAUCGCUCCCACGAAGAAGAUUGUUGUUGUAGACGGAAGAAUGAGCAGAGUAUAGACACAUACGUAUGAGUACAAAUUAAGCAAAAAUAAAAAAAUUUCACACAUUUUCGGCAAAAUUUUUUUCGUGACACGAAAUUUUCCAGCGCACAUUUGAAGAGAUUUAUGAGUUGAGUGUGAAAAUUGUGCACUAAAAAAAUAUUAUGCAUAAUAUUAAACAGAUUGUUGCACAAUAAAUGCGUGCACGCAACGUGAAAAUGUAUAUGUGGUUAUAGGAGAAUGCAAACAAUGUAGCAAGUGCUUAUAAAUUUAUAGAAGGCAAUGUGAAAAGAGGUGUAAAUCAAGAAAAAGUGACGUCACGCAACACUCACGCAGUGUAAAAAUGCUUGGUGUGCUCCAAAAAAAGUGAAAAACCGUUAAAAAACAGAGCGAAAAAUCGAACGAAAAUUUCAAAAUAUGGAAUUAAAUUUUUUUGACUCUCAUUAUUAUCGACUGCAUGCGGUAUUUCACGAAUAUACGAAAAUGUUGCUGAAUAAUGAUAUUUAGUCGACGCACGCAGAAAUCACGAAAAUUGAAUAGAAAAUCACGAUCACUCACGCAAACACUACACAUUUACAUAUGUAUACGAAGAGCAAAGACUAUUAGAACUUACAGCGAAAAUCGUAUUGUAGGAAAAGUAAAAGUAAAAAUUGACUUUUUGAAUUCAACGCAACAACAAAAUCGUGUGUCACGCGUGAAUUUUAAAAAUUGUGCUUUCAAUAACCAAAAGCGACUGCAUAAAAUACGUAAAAUACGAAAUAGCAACAUUUUAAGCACGCAUACAAACGUGAUAACUCUGCAUUCAAAUAGCAUUUAUAUAUAAUCACGCAAAAUCACGAAAUUUUAAAUCCCGAAUAGGCGCACAAAAAGUAAAAAACAAAAAACUAAUAACUGACAUAAAAUUAAUAUUAAUAAAUAAUUAAAAAAAAACUGCUCUCACGUAUACUCACGCAAGCACUAUAUUUACAAUAUACAUAUAAAUGCAUAGAAAAAGUAUACAUAAGCACAAGAACGCCGAGCAUUGAGUCAAGAAAAGUGAAUUCGAUACUCACGAAAAACUCACGCAAAGGAAAUUUGUGCAGUGGCAUAUGCAUGUAACAUUUAAUACAAAUUCUAACACAUUAACUCGACUUAAACAUAUGUUUACUCAUUACUGAAGAUAAAAGUAUGCACGCAUACAUACAUACACGAAUUUUCGCGUGAGUAUUGCACCUUGCAUAGACUGACAUGUAAAUAUUGACUGAAUAAAAUGACAGCAUACGCAUAUAAUUGCGCAUAAAAUCCAUUAAGGAAGAAUUUUUUGCAGUAACAUGAAAAAUAUGAGACUCACGAAAAACUCACGAAGUGUGUAAGCUUGUAAAUUGAAAAUCAAUGUUACUGCAUUCAUUGUUUAUAGCAAAGAAGCAUAGAAACACGCUUAACUAUGCAUACUGGAAAUACGCAUUCGUGACACGAAGAAUUCAAAUAAACAAAAUUAAUAAAAAUUUGAUAUUACGCAACUAAACGCACAAUGAGAAAAUGAAUAUUCUUCAUAUACGAAUAAAAAUAUCAUUUAAUAAAACACCAAAGCAAUACAAAAACAACUUGAAGUAAAUUAAAAAACGCCCAAAGGACUAAAAUUUACCAUAACCCAUUCGACUCUACGUCAACAAUCCAAAGAACGCAUUUAAAUGUUGCCCAUCGACUCAACGCUCGCUGCCAGCUCCGCCAAAGUGUCCCAUAGCUCGCCACCUUAUACGCUCCGCUGUCGACCGUCGCGCAAUACCAGCAACAUUGUGCUGAUCACACAACAACAACAGCAGCAGCAGCAACAACAACAACAACAACAACAACGACAGCAUGAACACAAAAGUGUUGGUGGUGGCCGUACGGCGGACGAUGUCAGCACAACUUCAGUGAAUGUGCACAAUAUUAGCAAUAGCAACAGCAACAAUAACAUCACCCACACUCUAACGGCUGUAAGCGCUAGCAGCAACGACAAUCCUUCAAACAGCAGCAAUAACGGUCAUGCAGCAACGAGCUUUCGCAAUAAAAUGCCAUCGAUCUCAAUUAUACCAUUGCCGGUUAACAGCGCAGUCGCAGGCGUCUCAACCCACGCCAGUUGUGGCGCCACAACAACCACAACUAUGGUGCGUACCGUGACCACGUCGAACAAGGCCACAUCACCGCCACCGUUAUUCAACUCACCGCCGAGAGGUAAUAACCUGGCUGGCGGCGGCGCUGGCAGCACACAACCGCAGCGUCCUAUACUCCAGCAUCAAUAUCAGCAGACUGACAAGUGCACUAUACUGAAAUUCGAUGUGUUACGUAAGCCGUCGACGAGCACCGAGCUGGUGCCACGCAAUAUCAUAGCCACAGCGCCGAAAACGCAAACCACCGCUACAGCGACCAUCACAAGUGGCCUGGCAUACACAACGACAACGAUCGCCGAACGUCGUCAACAGCAAUUGCAGGCGUUGCAACAAUCGAUUUUCGAUCAGGAGAUGUCCGACGACGCUGAAGCGGAUGCGGAAAUAGCCGCACUGCACCAGCAAGUGCUCGACGCGAGCAGUGCCACCCUUACCACCGGCAGUCAACCGAUUAUUGUGAAGAUCGAGCCAGCGCAAUCGUUUCACAUCGUCGACGAGUCAGAUACGCGUGUGCUGAGCUUACCCCUCUCGGAUGGGGAUAAGGUGGGUGCUAGUUGGAUUGAUCUGAAGGAUAUUGCUGGCUUGCAGACCACCUCGGCUACGUUGGUGGAUGUUUGUUUUGAUUCACCGCCUGGUUUGUUGCCCGUCAGCGCCAAUAUGACAUCCACUUCCACCGCUGAAGCUGUGGUGCAGACUGCUAUGGAUGCAGCGUCUAAUGUUGGGCAUACGCAAGUGGCUAAGAAGCAGCGUCAGUUGGUUGUUAAACAAGUGCAGGUGCAGGAUCAAACGACGGUGGCGGCGGCGGCAGCGGUGGCAGCGCCAACUAUUAUCGAGACUGUUUUAACACCAUCGACGGUUGUGACUGUAACGGCAACAGCUACGACGUCGACGGCGUCCACAGCAACGGCUACUGUGACGCGUUUGAAUGCGAAUGAACGUAGUGUACAACAACAACAGCAGCAGCAGCAGAAACAGCAGCAGCAGCAACAACAAUCACAACAACAGCAGCAAUUACAGCAGCAAAGUAAAAGUACAACAACAACAGGCACGGCCAUAACACCCUCGUCUUCGACGGGCCUAAAUGCCGGCGGAGCCAUGACAGCUCAAAUUGAAAUAAUUCCAUGCAAAGUCUGUGGCGACAAGUCAUCUGGCGUACACUAUGGCGUUAUAACAUGUGAAGGCUGCAAGGGAUUUUUUCGUCGUUCACAAAGCUCUGUAGUAAAUUAUCAGUGUCCUCGCAAUAAACAAUGUGUUGUCGACCGUGUUAAUCGAAAUCGGUGUCAAUACUGUAGACUGCAAAAGUGCCUACAACUGGGAAUGAGUCGUGAUGCUGUAAAAUUCGGUAGAAUGUCGAAAAAACAGCGUGAAAAGGUUGAGGAGGAGGUGAAGUUUCAUAAGGCGCAACUGCGUGCACAAAGUGACGCGGCGCCGGAUAGUUCAGUUUUUGAUACACAAACACCGUCGAGUAGUGAUCAACUGCAUCAUAAUUAUAAUGGCUAUGGCUACUCAAGUAACGAUGUAGGCUAUGGCAGUCCCUAUGGCUACUCCACAUCGGUGACACCGCAACAGACGAUGGCCUACGAUAUAUCAGCGGAUUACGUCGACAGCACCACGUACGAGCCGCGUGGCACAAUAAUGGAUCCGGACUUCGUCAGUCAUGCUGAUGGCGACAUCAAUGAUGUUCUUAUAAAAACCUUAGCCGAGGCACAUGCAAACACAAGCACCAAACUCGAUGCCGUACACGAAAUGUUUCGGAAGUCUCAGGAUAUAUCGAGGAUACUCUACUACAAGAAUUUGGGGCAAGAGGAACUGUGGCUAGACUGCGCUGAAAAGCUAACACAAAUGAUACAAAACAUAAUCGAAUUUGCAAAACUGAUACCCGGAUUUAUGCGAUUAAGUCAGGAUGAUCAGAUUCUGCUACUGAAAACUGGAUCAUUCGAACUGGCCAUCGUGCGUAUGUCACGAUUGCUCGAUCUCUCACAGAAUGCGGUACUCUAUGGUGACGUGAUGUUGCCACAGGAAGCAUUCUACACAUCCGAUUCGGACGAAAUGCGUCUGGUAUCGCGAAUCUUUCAAACGGCUAAAUCGAUAGCUGAACUGAAACUGACUGAAACAGAGUUGGCGCUGUAUCAAAGUUUAGUGCUGCUCUGGCCAGAACGAAAUGGCGUGCGCGGUAACACAGAAAUCCAGAGGCUUUUCAAUUUGAGCAUGAAUGCAAUAAGACAGGAGCUUGAAGCGAAUCAUGCGCCCUUAAAGGGUGAUGUGACCGUUUUAGAUACAUUGUUAAACAAUAUACCGAAUUUCCGCGAUAUCUCCAUAAUGCAUAUGGAAGCACUGAGCAAAUUUAAGCAACAACAUCCGAAUGUCGUCUUUCCGGCGUUAUACAAAGAACUGUUCUCAAUAGAUUCUCCGCAGGAUCUGACAUAACAUCAAGAAAAUUAUGUGGAGACUACCAACGCAAUCGAUGCGCCAGACACGUUGGAUGCGUUAACGUAGACACAAUGAGUGUGACUACAUGAUUAUAUGAAAGUGACGGUGUUACAGGUGGCAUGAAGGUGGCUGGUAGCGUAUGCAGAGGAGGUGUUAUGACGGUGUUGGUGUCGGUGUUGGCAAGUAAUGCAUUUAAUGCAUGAUUUCGAUUGCUGCUGCAAUGACUUUUCGUUUAACGAACGCAUGCGAUGAAAAACAAAAUAGCUGUAAACAACAAUAACUUUAUAUACAUACAUACACAAACAAUUAUAAAAGAAAAGGAAAAACAAAAAAUGAAUAACACAUUCAACAACAACAAUAUGGGCAAUUUUAUUAUUGAAACGACAUGCAAACGAUCCUAAAGCAAGCAGUCAGUCAUAGUUAUAUACAUACAUAAACAGGAAUAGUCCGAAGCUUUUUCUUUUCGAACGCAAUUUGAAAUGACAACAACAACAGAAGAGUUAAUAUCAGUUUAUACACUAAUGAAAUAAAUGAUAAAAGGCAGUUAAAAGGAAAAAAUAACAAAUACAAAAAACAAAAAAAAAUAA